Molecule: messenger RNA, 838 nt
Organism: Mizuhopecten yessoensis (Yesso scallop)
Lineage: Eukaryota; Metazoa; Mollusca; Bivalvia; Pectinida; Pectinidae
Product: caspase activity and apoptosis inhibitor 1-like
Exons: 6
Coding region: 209-838 (209 amino acids)
Source: RefSeq, a predicted model, not a curated record
UAUAGAGGACCACAAACUAGCUUCUGUAUCAUAUAGUGCUAAUGAACAUGUAUUAUAACUUUUAUAGAUGAUAGAGCGACCUUGACAGUUUCAGAUGAAGUCCUGUGUGGUUUAUUAGAGAUAUUGUAGUUUUUGUUGAGGUGUCUGUCUCAACUGACCGUCAAACAUUGAAGGGAGUGAAACUCAAGGCCAAUACAGGUAAAUAAAAAUGAGUGCAGCUAAGAUGUUAGCCGACUCCACCCAGGGGGAUCCCCUGACAGACACCAUCCCGGGGGAGGGGGCCAAGAGGAGGAAGCCUCAUGACAAAAGAAAGACAAAGAAACAGAAGAAAGAAACAAAGAAAAAGUCAGCUAAGAGGAGUAGCUCAGAUAAUGACCUUGACAGUGACCUGGACCUAGAAAAGGAGCUGAAGCCGAUCGGUGACUAUAUCAAAGAUAGACGAAAGAUGUUAGACCAGAUGUUUCGAUGUCUGAGGGGAGGCAGUCUACAGAGAAAUCUCCCUGAUGUCCUGAAGGACCUUUCCCUGGAGGAUCUGAAGCAGCGAUGUCAGAACCAGUUGGAGAUCAUGUCUAAAAAACGCAUCAAAUGCAUCUUAGCAGGUGAUGAUCCAGCUAAUAUUUCCUCCUCUGGGACAGAUGAUGACAGCUCAGAGGAUGAAGCGGUUAAGAAAGGUAAAGAUACUGGAGAGGAAGAGCUAAUGGCCGACUCAACAUCUCAACCAGGAGAAGAACAGAAGGAGGAACAAGAGGAGGACCAAGGAAGGUAUAUAAUAUACACCAUCUUCCAAUGUACCGCCCCAAACCCUUCCCCUGCCACACACUUUCUACCCGUGUCCUAA